UUGCGUCGGCUUCAACCAUUCCUUCUCUUCCUUCUCUUACAUCUACCUACCAGCCAUUUAAUACCGUUUUAACGCUUACAUUUCUCUCUACAUCUGCGAUGGGUGUCCCAGCACUGUUUCGCUGGCUAAGCAAAAAAUAUCCAAAGAUCAUUUUUCCUGUGGUUGAAGACGAAGAAGUCAAAGUCCCUGACGAAAACAACGAAAUAGUCACUGUCCCUAGCAACAUGGCGGACCCUAAUCCAAACGGAACGGAAUUUGAUUGUCUAUAUCUCGAUAUGAAUGGAAUAGUUCAUCCGUGUACACAUCCUGAGGGCAAGCCAGCACCUGAGACGGAAGAACAGAUGAUGGUUGAAGUCUUUAACUAUACUGAGCGCGUAGUGAACAUGAUACGUCCGAGAAAGCUUUUAUUUAUGGCUAUUGACGGUGUCGCUCCCCGUGCUAAAAUGAACCAACAACGGUCAAGACGUUUUCGUGCUGCACAGGAAGCAAAAGAAAAAGAAGAGGCUAGAGAAGAGUCUAUUCGUUUGUGGACCGCAAUGGGUCAAACUAUCAGUGAAGAAGAAAAGAACAAGAAGCCUUGGGAUUCUAAUGCGAUUACCCCUGGUACACCGUUCAUGCAUCUAUUGGCAGCAUCUUUGAGGUACUGGGUCGUGACAAAGUUGAACUCAGAUCCUGGCUGGAAAAACCUCCAGGUUUUGAUAUCGGAUGCGAGCGUUCCUGGGGAGGGAGAGCACAAGAUUAUGGACUUUAUUCGCCGACAGAGAUCCAAUCCAGGCCACGAUCCCAACACUAAGCAUGUCAUUUAUGGAUUGGAUGCUGAUUUGAUAAUGCUUGCUCUUGCCACGCACGAGCCCUAUUUUAGAGUCCUGCGGGAAGACGUUUUCUCCGAUAGCAACAACAUGUCCUGUCGUAUGUGUGGUCAGGAAGGUCACUACGCUGCCCAAUGUACUGCAACUCCCGCCGAGGUCAAAGAAAACUCUUUGAAAAAGACCUCCCUCGAUAAAAAGCCCUUCAUUUUCCUUGACGUCUCUAUUCUACGUGAAUAUCUCGAGUCCGAGUUAAACGUCCCAAACGUUCCGUUUCCAUUCAAUCUGGAGCAAGCCAUAGACGAUUGGGUGCUUCUGAUAUUCUUCGUGGGCAACGAUUUCUUGCCGCAUUUACCAAGUCUGGAGAUCAGAGAAGGCGCGAUUGAUACGUUAUUGAGGAUCUGGAAAAUGGAACUACCCAGAAUGGGGGGAUAUCUAACAAAUCAUGGAAGACUUGAGCUGAACAGAACUCAGAUCAUUUUGGAAGGACUAGCGAAAAGGGAAGAUGAGAUAUUUAAGCGACGACGUGAAGCUGAAGAACGCGAGGAACAAAAGGCCAAGCGACGUAAGUUGGAAAAGGAUGACCUCUUGAAUGGGUCAACCGACUCCAUCACUUCUCAAUCCUCAUUACCGCAACGCCCUAUGUCAAACCACAAUUUUGCAGCAAAAGCGGACUCAAUCGGCCUAGGCGCGCCGCAGACAGAAGAAUCCCUGAAACACUUGCCCAGUGCGCAGCAAGCUCUCGCAGGUUCCAACCACGACGUGGUGAAAAACAGGGCAGCUAUUCGUUUGGCCAAUAUGAGCGCAGCAGAGGUCCUGAAAGCUGAAAUCGAUGCACUCGUACCAGUGAAGAGGUCGGCCUCAUCAAUAACGAAGAAACCUGACCUGUCGUUACCACCGAAACCGGAGCAGGAAACAGUAACACCACCCGCGUCCUUAGCCGCGACGAGAAUGAGUGCGGGAAGUGUUGCCCUUGAGAUUUCUCUCCCAUCUCCGGCGAACCCUGGGAGCGCCCUUGAUGCUACUCAAAGUAUGGAUGAAGACGAUAUACCUGGUUUUGGUACGAGAUCAACAAGUGUGUCGAGCAUGGUUGGGGUUACUGGGACUGCAACCGUUUCGACAACUGCUACCUCCACGGUAGAAAAUCUCACCUCAGGAGACUCCAUAAUUCCCGACUCAAUCAAGGAUGAUCAGGAAAAUUCUUCUGUCGGUACUAAACGUUCAUACGAAGAAGGCCCGGGAGAAGACGAACCUAUUGAAGAUGACGACGAACCACCGAUAGACGGUCCAAAGGGGGAGACCGUUGGUUAUCUGGAGUAUACGAAGAAUCCUGAUGGAACGGUGACGCAACAAGACCAUGUAAAAUUGUGGGAGCCCGGAUACAAGGAACGAUAUUACCAACAGAAGUUUAGCGUAGAGAGGUCUGACGAAGAGUUUAGACGGACGUUGACCAGGAGCUAUGUGGAGGGCAUGGCAUGGGUUCUGUGUUACUAUUAUCAAGGGACACCCUCAUGGCAAUGGUACUAUCCCUAUCAUUUCGCUCCAUUUGCAGCCGACUUCGAGGAUGUGGAUAAGAUGGACAUCAAAUUUUCACUAGGGCAACCUUCUAAACCUUACGAACAGCUCAUGGGCGUGUUCCCUUCCGCUAGUCGAAAGCACAUACCCGAACCAUUUCAUCACCUAAUGAUGGAUGAAGGAUCUCCCAUUUUCGAUUUCUAUCCCACCUCGUUCCAGAUUGAUAUGAAUGGAAAAAAGAUGAACUGGCAGGGCGUCGCACUCCUACCGUUCAUCGACGAGGAACGCCUCUUGGCUGCUAUGGAGAAACCGUACCUCGAGCUGUCAGAAGCCGAAAUUCGACGCAAUGCGUGGGGUAAUAAUGCUAUGUUUGUCUCGAACGAACACCAAGUGCAUCCAUUCUUUGAACAACUGUACGGGAAAAAGAAGUUUAAGGAUCCUCUACCUAUCGAUUUUAAGUUGAGCAAGGGAAUCAACGGAAGCGUUCUACCUAAUCCCGAAUGCCUGCCCGGCUCUACAUAUUUCUCCCCUCUGGCGGAAGUCAACAUGCCGGACAUCAAGAACGAUCGGUCACUUUCUGUCCUCUAUUUCUUCCCGAAACAAUUGUCUCCUCAUCGGUCAAUGCUUCUCCCGGGAGUGAGGCGUCCACUUCGCAUACUUUCACAAGAAGAUCUUGAGAAUUCACGUCGGGGUGGCAAUAGAGGGCGAGGUCGAGGCGGGUCAGAUUGGGGCCGCGGUGACCGUUCGAGAGGGAGAGGGGGCGGUGACCCCUUCCAUUCGAGGUCAGGAGGCUACAGCUCGUCCUACGGCAACGAUAGAAACUCCCAGAGGUAUCAACAAGAUUAUCAACAAUCUUAUGGCCCCCCUCGAAGUAAUCAAUAUCAUUCCCAGGACCGUUCUUACGGCGGGUAUGGAAGAACGAGCGAUGAUGGACGUGGACGACCUCAAAAUCAUUCGAAUUAUGGUGGCCAGAGCUACGAUGGAGGCUAUGAUCGGCCCCUCCCAUCCGGUGGUAGAGGUAGUCCACCAAAUACUGCUAACCCCUACGGUGCAUAUGGUGGCUAUGGUGGCUACGGAAACCAUGGCGGAUAUGAUGGGGGAGCGCCCUCUGGCAGUUACGGAGGGUAUGGCGGCGGUGGUUACGGAGGGUCUGGCGGAUAUGGAGAAGGGGGAGGUCGAGGCAACCAAUAUGGAUACGGACAUAAUGGUGGUGCCGGUAGAGGAUCUUUUCAUAAUAACCAGGCCACGCGAGGAAGAGGAAGAGGUUGGUAA
This is a messenger RNA of Marasmius oreades (fairy-ring Marasmius), 3593 nucleotides long. RefSeq lists its product as uncharacterized. Gene Ontology annotation, cellular component: nucleus. Gene Ontology annotation, molecular function: zinc ion binding; RNA binding; 5'-3' RNA exonuclease activity. The coding region runs from base 99 to 3593 and encodes 1164 amino acids. Lineage: Eukaryota; Fungi; Basidiomycota; Agaricomycetes; Agaricales; Marasmiaceae. Gene Ontology annotation, biological process: nuclear-transcribed mRNA catabolic process. The record is from RefSeq and is a predicted model, not a curated record. The transcript has 13 exons.